Porites evermanni is the source of this 7362-nucleotide messenger RNA. Lineage: Eukaryota; Metazoa; Cnidaria; Anthozoa; Scleractinia; Poritidae. The record is from the annotation of a GenBank genome assembly.
AUGGCAAGGAAAACUACAGUUUUUCGUCGGAGUUUUGCCCGAAUACUAGCGAUUACCUUUCUCAUUCUGCAAGGUGCAAUUCUUGAUUAUUAUCUGAUCAAUGAAGAACGCUCCAUGUGGAGGUUUGCUUGGCUCACAACAGAUGCUAUCGUGUUUUUCACGUGGGUUUACACAAUGUGGAUGUCGCACAGAAAAUCACGGAGCGCUUUGGCGAAAGAUGGAAUGAAAAUUGCUUACUUCGCAUGGAUUGUCUAUGCAGCACAUUUAGUACCACAAGUGGCGACUUUAUUAAAGCUCAAAAUCGAGGCUUAUAAUGACGAGAAACAUGUUUUUGGACCUAACACACUGAAAAUGAACCUAUGCCUGACGCCAAUGUUGUUUUUAUUUCUUAUAUACGCGCAUCACGACGCAAAAUCGCAUUCGCGACGGAAGUAUUACUUAGAGAAGAUAACAGCAGCGGUUGCCUUGGAUUUGUUCGACAGUGUCGAAAUGCUUGAAUAUCUUUUUGACAAGGAAGAGAUCUCGCCUGAACUGGAAAAUGCCAUCUUGGCCUUUUCCUGCAUGAAUAUUUUUCUCCCAACGUUUGCUUUGUUUGAACUGAAGUAUAACAAGUUUCAUGACAACGGAGAAAUUUCGCCGAUCUCUUUCAAGUUUAUUUACAUUUGUAGUUUUAUGUUUUUCGUUAACGUCCCUUUUUUGGUUUUAAGGCUGAUUUUGUGGCAUGGAUAUCACUUGAAUGUCUCUGUGUUACUCGCGAAGAAUUCUCUGGCCAUUAUCAUGGGACUGAUAGAGAUAUUUGAGUUCUUUAGCGAUCAAAGACCGAGGAGAUGUCAAUCGUGCACGAAGACUUUUGUCAAAGAAUUCUACAAAAGGCAUCUAGAUACUUGUUCAUUUCCACCGGAUCAAAAUUCGAGAUUCAUAGUGUUUGAAGAAGAGAGAAACAGAAAAGAGAAGGAAAUUUCUAAACUCGAUACUAUCCGCGUUACUGAAGAACGAGAUAAUUUGCUUGAUUCUUCCAAGAGUAAUGAAAUUUCCUUGAAAACUACCUCAAAAGAGACUGAUGUUUAAUCAAAGAAAUAACCUUAUAUCGAACAGCUUAAGAAAAACUGAAAGAAACAAAGUGAUAAAAACAAAAAAAUUUAGACUGACACAAGAGGUGAUAUCAGUGUGAUAUGAAAAACAAACAGCAGGGUGUUUAAUCGGUUGGUUCCAGCUGCCAAAGUGACUAGCAAUUUGCACAGAUUACAAUUAGCACAAUUAGUUCCAUAUUGCGAGCCUUGUUGGAGCUAUGGAAAAUGAGAAAUAGGCAUCCAUAUCAGGAUGAUAUAAUUGCAUUUUGUUACAAGACAAAUUUCUAAUCAAACUCAUGAGACCGGGAUUUAUCAUUAGACCUACUGAAUUGUCUUGUCUGAUGAGGCAUAUAUAGCUUAUGCUGUUACUAAGGGAUCAAUCUUGAGUCCUUUACUGUUUUUAAUUUACGUCAACGACUUUCCCAAUAGGCCAUUUUACAGUUGUGGAUGGAAGCGAGGCUGAAGGUGACCUUGUUUUGAUACAAACCUUCCUGCUUUAUUAUGUACAUCAAGUCAUUCUUAUGCUUACUAGUAUUUUUCAAGAACAAUUUCCAUAACAAAGCAAAGCAGGUUUGUAACAAAACAAGGUCAUCCUCAGCCUCGCUUCCAACCAUAACUGUAAAAUGGCCUAUUGCCUGCAACCUUCUGCCCCGGGUUUAUAUGCAGAUAAUACCUGUGUAACAUGAUAAAAUAAUUGAACGGGGGAAGAGGAACGCAGACUUAUUUCCCGAACGCCGGCUGAUUAUCGAGGUUAAGAUUACAGUAAAAAUAUAUAUUUCUCUUUUUUGCUUUUCAGCUCUCUCUGUUUUUUGGCUUUAGUUUGUGGUCUCGGGGGUUCAUUUCAUUCAUCGUCUGUAGUGGUUCAUGGUUGUUAGUGUAUGUUUGUCGCUGUAGGGGAUUUAUGACAUGUUUGGAGAAAAUAAAACAGAUCUGAUGGAAACUAGUCAGUGUUUCUAAGUGUAGUCAAAGUUUUCUAAGCUUUUAUUUCGAUCUAAGUGUAGGUUUUGUCAGUAAUGCAUGGGUCCCGGGGGAUAUGCUCAGCAUUUUUACAGAGAGGCUCCUCCCCGCGAGGUUCAACCCCUUACCUUUCUAUGUACCAUAAUAGGGGUAGAGAGGGUACUGCUUUUGCAUAUACUUUCCACUGAAAAAUUGAACCGGAAAUUGAAGAAACCUGUCUGUAUAGGUUCAGAGACCCAGGGAGGAAAAAAACUUUUCCACAAACAAAAAGGAUUUUAGAAAUAAAGAAAAGCUAAACUCCGCAAAAAUUACCUCUACGGAUGAGAAUUUAUAGUUUUAUAUAACAAUUUUAAUUAAAAGUUUGACGAAGUUGUUUAUUACCGGAGAGAAAUCGACUCGAGAAAAUGAGUACGAAUCAGUGUUGAAUUGUGCGACCAAAGUUUUGUUGCUGACAAAAAUCUCACGAUUUCUCUUUAUUUUUGCGAACGUGACUACUUUUUGCCUAAAGAUUUCUUGUAAUCUAGAUAAUAUCAACAAGGUGAUAAGAAUUAGUGAACUGAAAUAAAUUUUGAUGACUUUCAAUUUUUGCUCUCCUUAAAUUAAUUAAUCUUCAAAGUGAAAAUUCAAUACAACUCUUCACUCAUUUAAUUAAGUAUUUCGCGUCUGUUUGCAAAGGCCAGCGUUGUAUUAAUUCUGAAGGAGGGCAAAAAUUAAGUAGAGUGAAAUGAUUCUAGCGGAAGCGAUAAGUGUUUACACUGGAAAAGAUUCCAGAGAUGGAUGUUGUUUCGUAAUUUUAGUCCUAUCGCUGCAGUGUCCCAACAAUUAUGUUAAUCACGCAUCGCUUCCGAUUAUAAAAUCCGGUUUUUGGGCCGUUACAUUGAAAUAGGAUAUCCAAAUCCACCUCACAAAAGCUUUUGCUUUUAUGUCAGUUUUAAUCUGAAAUCAGGGGUGCCUUUCAUAAUAAUUAUUCUUAUUUUUUUGUUGAUAUUUUAGCAUAAAAUAAAGGUUAAUGUUGGCAAGCAACAACUAUUGAGCCUGCAUCGCUACUGCGGUUUAUCCCAAACACGCGAUCUCCUUAUUUGGCAGCCUGCCUCUUUGUCUUAUUCUGCGCCAGUCCGUUCAAUCGCCACUUUCUUUGAAGGCUGCAAGUUGAGCAGCACCAAAGUUUUUUCCCCUCCCACCCUCCCCUUUUCUUUGUUUCUUGCCUUCCUUAACCUUCUUACAUUUGUUCACUGCAUUUGCACUCUCUCUUGUCUGUAGAUUCAGAGACGUUUAAUAAAAUCAUUAAGGGCGGGGAAUUGCUGCCUGCGGCACCCCUUCAGCCCUGUGCUGAAGCCCCGUCAGGGAGGGGGGGCUAUAGGAUUUGCUGGACUUGGUUAACUUGGCCCAAGGACAUUAUGCCGGCCAUGCGUUUUCACGCGUGAACUAUGCCCUCCCUUGCAGUACAGGCAUGAGGCACCCCCUCGGUAUGGCGCCAUGUACCGAGGCCCCUCAUUCGGUCAUCAUCCGGUCGGUGGGUUUUAUCCGAGCCUUGCGGGUAUAUUCCCUGCCCAACUUUGCCCACCAAAGAAUAUUGUGUUUUCUCUGUGUCUGCGCGCUGUAACAUUAAUUUGCAAAUUGAGAUCAAAGAGUGGAUGAAAUUAUUCUGUCCAAAAGAACAUUAUAGGUGGUUCACUUCAAGAGGCUCUCCCAUUUCACUAGCCUCCCCGCAGACGUCCUUUGGGGUUCGUUUGUCACGCAUUCAUUUCUCCAAAGGACGUCUGCGGGGAGGCUACCAUUUCACAGGUCCUUUUGCUCCAACUAUAGUUGGUGAGUGGCGUACUGUUGAAUGAACCAAGAUUUAGUCACUAAUAUUCCUUGUUCCUAGUGAAAAUUUAUCGACAUUUGUCGACCUUUUCCAUAGCACUUUGUCGUUCCAGUUUUUCGUCUUUUUUCUUCUUUUUUUGGGUCACCGACCGGUCUCCGACUAGUCAGUCUCGAAUUAGACAUAAUAGAAAGCACGUCACGUUUGAUAAUCUAAUCUAGUUAAGAAUCCUUUCGCUUCCUUUUAAUAAUUUCUUCUGUAAAAGCACUCGGGUAUUGGCCAAGGCCUUUAAGGAGGAAAAAACGCUUUUAACAUAACUCUUUUCUUUUAUGGGGUAGGUUUGUUGUCUGAUUAUGACUGACUUUAACUUCUCAGUUUUACAUUAACCUCCUGCAAGCUGCAUCUAUCUUGAGUUCUAUACUCUAACUGGAAGUGAAUUUCAGCUACUUGUUCAAAUUUAAAUCGAAGGUUGCAAAAAAUCAAACAGACUCCCAUAUCAAAACCAAAGUAUCAUAUUAUCAAUAUCUGGAAAAAAAGCUGUGACGGGGCCGACUUAAAAGUCGCUUGAUUUGUUGAAAAGUGCAUCCGACAAAGUAACAUGUAAAAACAUUAUUAUCUGAUGCAAAGCUUUUUAAUUACUAGAUGUCUUAAAACACCGUACGAAAGAAUCUGUAUGUUAAUGAUUAUUUGGUCGAUAAGAUUUUUAUUAUUUUCAAGUCUGAACAGGCUGGCAGUGCAAUAGCACUUUAAAAUUCUACUUUAUACCAAUUUUCUAAAAUUACUUAACAGUCUAUAGGACCUAUAGGGUUUCAACCGUGUAUGUCUUCCAAGAAAAAUUGCAAUAGGCCUUUCUCAAUACGCGCUGAAGGAAAUUAUUCACAAGCUUAGACAAAAUAUAUUUAUUAAAAAGAUAAAACACUUAAUUUAUACACCUGAUCACCUAUGGUUGCAACCGUUAGAAAACUGAUUAUUUAUAUAAGUAGGUGUUGUUUGACAGCAACAGAUCUUACAAAAGUGACGAAUCAUCCCGAGUUUUGGCUCAAAUACUAAAAAUGAUUGGCUCUCGAAGUUGAUUAAUAAUCAAUGACUAUCAAUAAUUAAUAAAAAAUAAAACAAUAAUGGCGUUAUGUUUUAUAAUAUUUUGUAACCCAAGCAGGUAUAACUUAGAUGGUUGUUGUUAACUCUGUUUUUCGUGGUUAUUGCCUGAAGAAUUUACACUUUCAUGACACCUAUUGACGGAAACUCACUAAAAUGAAACAAGCGCAAACUAACCGUUCAAACAGACUCACAAGAAGUCAAAUUCCAGUAUAGCAAUGAUAACUACAGAAACGAAAAUCUGAAAUUCACGCUUAAAAAAACAAAUUUGCAUGCAUAUUGCACCCAACUGGGAAAUCCGAAUUAUGGGAUUUUCAAGAAACGGAUUGACAUUUGGAUUUUUUGUAGAAGUCAUCUGGCAGAGGUAUUUUGUUGAUUAGAAAAUCCACCUUUGUGGAAGAUGAUUUUCAGAGACAUGGAUUUUCCGUAACGAAAUACCUCUGCCAGGCGACUUUCGAUUCAAGUCCAAAUAUGAUUGAAUCAUAUUGAAUUUUGCUAUCGAGAGUUUCCCUAAUGUCAUGCAUAGUAUCACGCCGGAGCGUUUCGUCCAUACAGCACUCUUCUCUUCCUUCUACAUAAAGCUUGUAACAAGAGCCAAGCUUGCAACAGAGCUGGCCACCUGUUGGGAAACCCACACCUUAGCAGCAGAAGAAUUCAAAAGCGAGUUAUAGGUGUUCAUUCGUUUUUCGGCGUGCUGAAGAUUGAUUGUAAUGAGAACUUUCUGAUAUUGCACAAUUUAAAUUUCGCAGCUGUUAUAUUAUUUAGGUACAUUGACUGACCUGACGUAAAAUCAUACCGCUGACAUCGUGUACCUUAUCUUGAGAUCUGUCGCUGACGCUAAUUUCCUAUAUAUAUUUAUUAUUCAAAUUUGAAGCAAAAAAACAAAAAACAACUCAGACAGAAUCUUUCUUCCUUUCCUUCUCUCUUUUUUUCUUUUUUUCUUAGCAAUAGGUCCGGCAAAGCAGGAUACAGUGUCAAUUAUAUCAUAUUAUAUCAUCUUUGGAGAAAAACUUUUAUUCCGAUACCAUUGUUUGGAAGCUCAUGGAGGAAAAAACCUUGAGAGAGUUCAUAUAUACCAUAAAACCGCUCGAAGGCGCUUAAUUUCUAGCACACUCGUGUUAUCAUGCUACCAGAUUGAUUUUGCCGGAUGCCAUCUAAUGUGAGCUAAUAUAAUAUUGACAUUUUUCGUUCAGCAAUAAAUUAUACGUGAGUGCAUCUUUGUCUCUUUGACACAAAGCGAUGUUCGUUUAGGUGCAUAUUCUAUAGCUGUGGAAAAGGUAAAAAUCAAACCUUGUACGUAUCAAUUAAAUGAGGCAAGCUUCCGUUUCAAUUUUAAAAGCAAAAACAUAACCGUUUAGGUGAAUUAUCCUAUCUCAUUUCAUUUCCUUUACUCAGUUUCGAAUCACCUUUAAUAAAUAAUGAUGUGGGCAGGAAUUUUUAAAUUUAUAAAGGACUUGAUGAUGCAAGUGAUCACACCAUCAAGUGACUGAACGCGUGGUUAUGGCAAGAAGCAGAAGGACCAAAUAUCGCCGGGUUUUCCCUCGCAUAUUGGCACUUAUAUUUCUCAUUGUACAAGGCGCCGUUUUAGACAUUCAUUUGAUCACCGAAAUGAAGACUCCAUGGCGGUUCGUAUGGAUUACAACAGAUGUAAUUGUGUUGUCCACCUGGAUGUACACGAUGUGGAUGUCGACGAAGAGAAAAUCACAUAGCGUUAAAACCGCGGUUACCGAGGAUGGAACAAAAUUUGCUUAUAUAGCGUGGAUUGUCUAUGCGUUGCAUUUAGUGCCUCAAGUUGCCACUUUAUUUAAAUUAGUAACCCCCGUCUACAACGAUAAAAAAGUAGUUUGUGGACCUAACGUGAUAAAAAUGAAUUUGUGCCUGACGCCAAUGUUGUUUUUAUUUCUCAUUUAUGCGCAUCAAGACGCAAGAUCGCAGUCACGACGAAAAUAUUAUUUGGAGAAGAUAACGUCGGCAGUGACCCUGGACUUGUUCGACAGCGUGGAAAUGCUGCAGUAUCUUUUUGAAAAAGAAAAGAUCACACCUGAGCUUGAAAAUGCUAUUUUGGCGUUCUCCUGCUUGAAUAUAUUUCUACCGACACUUGCCUUGUUUGAGCUCAAAUUGAACAAGUUUCAUGAAAACGGAGAGGUUCCUCUAAUCUCGUUUAGACUUAUAUACAUUUGCGGUUUCAUGUUUCUAGCCAAUGCACCUUUCUUGGUUUUGAGAUUGAUAUUGUGGCAUGGGUAUCAUCUGGACGUGUCUGUUCUACUGGCUAAAAAUGUUCUUGCUGUCAUUAUGGGGUUUGUUGAAAUCGUCGAGUUCUUCGGCCAGCAAAAGCCAAGGAAAUGUGAAGCUUGCUUGAGGACAUUUGCUAAGGAACAUUUUAAGACACACAACAGAAUGUGUUUACUUGAUCAGAGGUCGAGAGAGUUAUUUGAU